Molecule: messenger RNA, 1583 nt
Organism: Drosophila gunungcola (fruit fly)
Lineage: Eukaryota; Metazoa; Arthropoda; Insecta; Diptera; Drosophilidae
Gene: Art2
Product: protein arginine N-methyltransferase 8
Exons: 3
Coding region: 467-1567 (366 amino acids)
Biological process (GO): peptidyl-arginine methylation
Cellular component (GO): nucleus
Molecular function (GO): protein-arginine N-methyltransferase activity
Source: RefSeq, a predicted model, not a curated record
GGAAUGUCCGGAAGCAGUGUGGCCAUAAUUGCGAACCCGACUAGACGAAGACAUUGUUUUCUGAGUGUCGGACGGAUAAAGAAGAUGCCCAAGACGAAGUGAAUGAUAUCCCUUGUCCGGUGGCUUUGGCUUUGGCUUUGGCUUCAGCUUCAGCAUCCUCCACCAAACUUGUUUGCCAUCCCAUGCCAGUACAGCUCAUCAUGGUCCAUUGUCCUCGCAGUAGUGGGUCAGCGGAGCUGGCUGGAUGUAAUAAUGAAAUUUAUGUCUGCAUAACGCUGAUUUAUGUACGCUAAUGAGCUUUUUAAUUAGUUAAUGCACGUGCGGAAAGAUAGAAGGGCGGUAAUUUAAGGAAUUAAUUAUGAAAAACCAGCUCUGGCGAAAUAAGCCAUUUAGCCCGUAUCUUAGAUAUCUAUUUACCUGUGCGAUUUCCGUAUAGUAUAAUUUUGUAUAAUUUGUCUGUGAAAAAAUGUUUGAGUACCAGGCAGAAAAGGAUUAUGGGGAGUAUGACAGUGCAGAUCGUACUCUUGAUUUGACGCUGAAACGCAUCAAGGAUCAUUGCCAACAGGAAGCUCUGUAUUUCACGCUUUAUGGCCGCCUUGAAGUGCAGGAGUGGCUCUUAAAGGAUUCUGUCCGAAAUAAGGCAUAUCGUGAGGCUAUCAUUUGCAACGAGUCAUUCAAAAAUAAGACUGUGCUGGAGGUGGGUUGCGGAAUGGGACUUUUUUCGAUGUUUGCCGCCAAGGCGGACGCUGAAAGGGUCCUGGCUGUGGAUGCGGCCAGUAUUACGGACUUUGCCGAACGGAUUGUCCAGGACAAUGGAUAUGCCGAUGUUGUAACAGUGAUGCGGGGAAAAGUGGAGGACAUAGAGCUGCCUGCCGAUAUACACAAGGUGGACAUCAUUAUUUGCGACUGGAUGGGACCAUUUUGCCACAGUUAUUGCCUUUUCUCGGAAAAUAUGCUGGACUCGCUGGUAUUUGCGCGGGACAAGUGGAUGGUGGCCGGUGGUCACAUAUUUCCGGACUCGGCGCAGCUUUAUUUGGCGGCCAUUAAGGGGCGGGAUCAGGACCUCGGUUUCUGGAACGAUUUGCACGGUUUUGACCUGUCCGCCAUUCGGCGAAGAUGCGAAUCCAAGGCUGUCGUGGAGCACGUAACCGGCGAUCAGGUGAUGAGCAAGGUGUGCCUGAUCAAAUCGCUGGACCUUUACAGUGUGCCCCGAAAUGCCGCCAACUUUCAGUCCUUCUACGAACUGAAGGUCACCCGAAAUGGCUGGGUUCACGCCCUGGUUGCCUACUUCGAUGUGGGAUUUAGCUGGAGUCCACAAGGGAUCAGCUUUAGUACAUCACCUUGUGCACCUUGGACUCACUGGAAUCAAACUGUUUUCUAUCUGGAAACUCCACUUUUUGUGAAAGCGGGCGAGUCAAUCAAGGGCAUGUUCAGCAUGAAACCCAGCGAGGAAAGCAUCUUCGACUUGACGUUCGACAUCUUUGUGGAUUUCGAGGGCAGGGAAAAUGCGGUGACCAGCCAACAAUCCUUUGUCCUCUCCAACCCACUUACACUGGGCGAAAUCUAGAAGGGAGAGAACUCAC